AUGCGCAGUAUAAAAAAAGCCAUCCCGCUCGACGCCCAAACGCCCGUCUUCGCCGUCAAGCUCAUCCACAAGGGCUACGCCGUCCGCAAUGGCCGCGUCUCCGCCAAACAGCUCGCCAUGGAGGUCUCCUUGCACGCCCACAUCGGUCAGCACCCCCACGUCAUCGAGUGGUUCGCUUCCGGCGAGGACGCCGCCUGGCGCUGGAUCGCCAUGGAGUACGCCGAGGGUGGUGACCUCUUCGACAAGAUCGAGGCCGACGUUGGCGUCCGCCAGGACGUAGCCCAGGCGUACUUCCUCCAGCUCGUCGGCGGCGUCAGCUUCAUGCACUCCAAGGGCGUCGCACACCGCGACCUCAAGCCCGAGAACGUCCUCCUCUCUGCUGACGGCGCCCUCAAGCUUGCCGACUUUGGCAUGGCCACCAUGUUCGAGUAUAAGGGCCAGCGCAAGCUCAGCGCCACCCUCUGCGGCAGCCCCCCCUACAUUGCCCCCGAAAUUCUCGCCUGCGGCCGCCCCGACAGCAAGUCUGCCGCGGCUGCUACAGCCACAAAGUACGCCCCAGACCGUGUCGACGUCUGGUCCUGCGGCGUCGUCCUCUUUGUCCUGCUCGUCGGCAACACUCCCUGGGACGAGCCCUCCCCCAACAGCUGGGAGUUCACCGAAUACGUAAAAUCCGGCGGCCACAGCACCGAUGCCUUGUGGGAGCGAGUCCCGUCCGAAGCCUUGUCUUUGCUACGUGGUAUGAUGUGUGUCGACACAGAAAAGCGCUUCAGCUUUGCGCAGGUUCGCCAACAUCCCUGGUACACGCGGCACAACCCACUGCUCACCAGCGAUGGCCGCGUCGCCGAUCCCAUCCACCUCGCCACUCAGAUGCUCGAGAAUCUCCGCGUCGACCUCUCAAGACAGUCCCCGUUGUCGCAGGGUGGCCCGUCGUCCAUGCCCGACGACAUGGCCGUUGACUCGGGUAUGAAUGCCGGUCGCUUCGCCGCAACCCAGCCCGACGUGCCUAUAGUCGAUACCGAUUGGGAUUUCGAGCGCCCCGCCCUCCGGUCCAUGGCCGUACCGUCCGCCUCGCUGCCGCCACGGGCCGGCGACGGACGGCGUGUCAUGCUCGAAGCACUGGCCGACGAGCCCUCCAUGUCACAGUUCUCCCAGGCGCCCGGCCCGUCCAUGACGUUGACCCAGCAAGCCCGCCAGUUCCGCGACAUCUGCCCCGCCGAGUCGCUCACGCGCUUCUUCUCACAUGUCCCACCCGCGCACCUGGUCCAGAUGCUCAGCGACGCACUGCACCAGCUCAACGUGCCUCUCGUCCCCGUCACGCCCAACCUCUACGCCUACUCGGUCGCCACAAUCAAGGUCCGCGCUGUCGACGGCCGCAACCAGAGCCUGCACGGCGAGAUCCAGGUCCACCGGCAGGCCCUACCCGACGGGAGCGAGGUGCUCGACGUCCGCUUCACAAAGGUCAAGGGCGAUCCGCUCGAGUGGCGCCGCUUCUUCAAGAAGGUGGUCGUGCUCUGCAAGGAUGGCGUGUACGUCCCGGAUGCCUAG
Molecule: messenger RNA, 1545 nt
Organism: Cordyceps fumosorosea ARSEF 2679
Lineage: Eukaryota; Fungi; Ascomycota; Sordariomycetes; Hypocreales; Cordycipitaceae
Product: serine/threonine protein kinase
Exons: 1
Coding region: 1-1545 (514 amino acids)
Biological process (GO): protein phosphorylation; mitotic G2 DNA damage checkpoint signaling
Cellular component (GO): nucleus; site of double-strand break; cytoplasm
Molecular function (GO): ATP binding; protein kinase activity
Source: RefSeq, a predicted model, not a curated record